AUGAACAUUAUAAAUGGGGAAGAUAGAGGCGCGAGGAAUUACAGUGUCACAGUCACUGAGCCGGAUAUCAACGACGAUGAUUCAAGAGACAAAAAAGCUUACAUAGCCGGAAUCUUAAAUAAAUAUAUCCAAAUUUUAGAUAAGCAAAGUCGGUAUUUUAUAGGUUAUCCAGUCAAUCUGGACUUUGAUUAUGGAGCUCUAGCACAUCUUCAAGCUUUCUUCAUAAACAACAUUGGGGAUCCAUUCAUUGAAGGCAAUUAUAGCAUGCAUUCACGAGAAUUUGAAAUUGCUGUUUUGGAUUGGUUUGCCAAUCUAUGGGAAAUUCAGAAGAAUGACUAUUGGGGAUAUGUUACAAAUGGUGGCACUGAAGGAAAUCUUCAUGGCAUUCUAAUUGGGAGAGAAGUUCUUCAAGAUGGGAUAUUUUACACGUCACGAGAAUCGCAUUAUUCCAUCUUCAAGGCAGCAAAAAUGUACAAAAUGAAGUGUGUCGAAAUUGAUACUUUAUUCACGGGUGAAAUGGAUUACGAAGAUUUCAAGGCCAAGUUACUUCGUAAUAAGGAUAAGCCGGCGAUAAUCAAUGUCAACAUAGGAACAACGAUAAAAGGAGCAGUUGACAAUGUUGAUAUUGUUAUACAAAUUUUAGAAGAAUGUGGAUUCUCACAUGAUAGAUUCUAUAUUCACUGUGAUGCAGCAUUAUUUGGAAUUAUGAUGCCUUUUGUGGAUCAUGUAAGUUUGUGAUAAAUAAUUUAUUA
Messenger RNA from Impatiens glandulifera, 752 nucleotides. Its product is annotated as serine decarboxylase-like. Bases 1 to 738 code for a protein of 245 amino acids. Gene Ontology annotation, molecular function: carbon-carbon lyase activity; pyridoxal phosphate binding. The record is from RefSeq and is a predicted model, not a curated record. The transcript has 4 exons. Gene Ontology annotation, biological process: carboxylic acid metabolic process. NCBI's taxonomy places the organism in Eukaryota, Viridiplantae, Streptophyta, Magnoliopsida, Ericales, Balsaminaceae.